AUGACUGAGGCAGCAGACAUGGAAGAUGCUGGUAGCAGUAAAGCUGUGUUUGGCAGGCUUGCUGAAGAGACGGUGGUGCAAGGCCAGUGGUGCCUGGCAGCCUGGCUGGGCAGGCGCUGCACCGCGGCUGUGCGGCGCAGGGUGUUCGUGCGGCCUGAUGAGAGCGUAGCUCUGUCAAAAGCCCAGGUUAGCAAAGCCCAGCCAUUUAGGGUAUUUAAACUAUUCGAGUUGCGUUUUGAUGGAGAUGGGCUGCAGGGCCGUCGUGCCUGGAGCCCCGCCAGCCCGUCUGCAGCGCCCGAGCGCUUGGGAGGGGACAGCUGGGGCCGAUGCAGGACACCAGCUGCUGGCUGGAGUAAACUCAGGCUUCGCUGUGGCAAGAAAGGUGCCCUUGAAGCGGAUGUUCAAGGAACAGACAGGGAAGAAGACUUUUGUGACUGUAAAGCACACUGGGGCUAUAGUGAAUUAGAGGGAGCUCUCAGCAGCUUGUUCAGCCUCUUCCCGGUCUCCUCCUUACAGCAACCUCAUGAAGAUUUCCGCUGCCUCCCAAAAAUAAACUGGAGCAAUUCCACUGGCAGGAGUAGAUGAAGAAAACAGAGAAUACACUUUAUACUGCUGUUCAGUCGGCAGGGGAAGUUAAGGCUUCAGAAAUGGUACACAACACUACCUGAGAAAGAGAAGAAGAAGAUCAUUCGAGAAAUUGUCCAGAUUGUUUUGUCUCGCAAUCAAAAAACAAGUAGUUUUGUUGACUGGAAAGACCUCAAGCUUGUUUACAAAAGGUAUGCUAGUUUGUAUUUCUGUUGUGCAAUAGAAGACCAAGAUAAUGAGCUCCUGACACUGGAGGUGGUUCAUCGCUACGUAGAGCUGCUGGACAGAUACUUUGGAAACGUAUGCGAGCUGGACAUUAUCUUCAAUUUUGAAAAAGCUUAUUUUAUUCUUGAUGAGUUCAUAAUUGGGGGAGAGGUGCAAGAAACUUCAAAGCGGUCUGCAGUGAAAGCCAUAGAAGAGUCUGACAUGUUGCAGGAGACAGUGGAAGAGUACAUGAACAAGCCUGCAUUUUAAUGUUAAAAUGACCUGGAGAGAGAACUUCUGUAUGCACCUGUAAAAUGCACUUCCUGAAACUGCUUCCCAAUGUGCCAGAUCCUCAGAGAAAUACCAAAAACCAAUAACUAGAGGGGUUUGUUUGUAUGAUGGUGACGAUGGUCAGCUCAUGUAGCACAGGGUUUAACAAUUCUGUACUUGGAUUACUCUGCAUGAGUUUCUCAGAGUUGUUAUUACCCUUAAUCUAGUUUCUCUUCUUGCUGGACUAAACACUUGUUUUGUACCAUGUAUUUUAUCUACAGGUUUUGUCAUCAUAAAAUGUUAUUCUUACAGUACUUUGAAGAGGUAUUUUUACUAGUUUUGGUCCACUGCUGACCGUAUGACUCUACUUUUGUACAAAUGUCCAUUAUUUUGAAUGUAAUCAUUAUUAUGCUCUAAUAAUAAUUUGUUUUCUAAA
Messenger RNA from Chaetura pelagica (chimney swift), 1495 nucleotides. It is a transcript of the gene AP1S3, whose product is annotated as adaptor-related protein complex 1, sigma 3 subunit. The record is from RefSeq and is a predicted model, not a curated record. Gene Ontology annotation, biological process: intracellular protein transport; vesicle-mediated transport. Lineage: Eukaryota; Metazoa; Chordata; Aves; Apodiformes; Apodidae. Gene Ontology annotation, cellular component: AP-1 adaptor complex; intracellular membrane-bounded organelle; membrane coat. The transcript is spliced from 9 exons. Gene Ontology annotation, molecular function: clathrin-cargo adaptor activity.